Raphanus sativus (radish) is the source of this 1207-nucleotide messenger RNA. RefSeq names its product endochitinase CH25. The transcript has 2 exons. The coding region runs from base 17 to 1024 and encodes 335 amino acids. NCBI's taxonomy places the organism in Eukaryota, Viridiplantae, Streptophyta, Magnoliopsida, Brassicales, Brassicaceae. Gene Ontology annotation, molecular function: chitinase activity; chitin binding. Gene Ontology annotation, biological process: carbohydrate metabolic process; chitin catabolic process; defense response to fungus. The record is from RefSeq and is a predicted model, not a curated record.
UCAAACUCAGAGAAAAAUGAAGAGUUCUCUAGUUCUCUUACUUAACCUCUUGUUCCUUUUAUCAUUUUCCUCAGCCGAGCAAUGUGGGCGACAAGCAGGAGGUGCUCUCUGCCCCAAUGGUCUAUGCUGCAGCGAGUACGGAUGGUGCGGUUCCACCGAAGCUUACUGUAAGCUGCCUGGCUGCCAAAGCCAGUGCACUCCCACUGGUCCUCCUCCUCCCCCUCCUCCUCCUCCUGGUCCUCCUCCUCCUGAUCCCACUGGCGGUCUUACUGAUAUCAUUACAAAAUCUCAGUUCGAUGAAAUGCUUAAACAUAGGAACGAUGCCGCUUGUCCCGCUAGAGGUUUCUACACUUACGAUGCUUUUAUCGCCGCCGCUAAAUAUUUCCCCAGCUUCUGCAACAAUGGAGACACUGCCGCAAGGAAGAAAGAGCUCGCCGCCUUCUUUGGUCAGACUUCCCACGAAACCACCGGUGGGUGGCCAGCAGCACCAGACGGACCAUAUGCAUGGGGAUACUGUUUCAAGGAAGAGGUGAAUCCUUCUUCAGACUACUGUUCACCGAGUGGAACGUGGCCAUGCGCACCUGGCAAACGUUACUACGGAAGAGGACCGAUGCAGCUGUCGUGGAACUACAACUACGGACAGUGUGGAGCAGCCCUUAGAGAGGACUUACUCAACAACCCUGACCUUGUCUCCAACCAGGCAGUGAUGGCUUUCAAAGCCGCGAUUUGGUUCUGGAUGACUCCUCAGUCCCCUAAGCCGUCGUGCCACGCCGUUAUCAACGGUGAAUGGCAGCCUUCAGACGCCGACAUUGCUGCCGGGAGAUUACCUGGUUACGGUGUGACUACGAAUAUCAUUAACGGUGGGUUGGAAUGUGGACAUGGCCCAGACUCGAGAGUUCUCGAUAGGAUUGGGUUUUAUGAGAGGUACUGUGGUAUCUUUGGAGUGGAUCCUGGAAGUAACCUUGAUUGUUACAACCAAAGGUCCUUUGCUUCUGUUAACUCCUUCCUCGACGCUGCUAUGUAAUAAGCAGCUGCUUUGUAUCCGAAAACAAUAAGGGAAUACCCAACUAAAUAAAACUCUUAUUCUGUCGUAUCUUUUCUCCAUCUCAUGUUUGAUUUAUGGGAGACUGAUAUGCUGGAACGAGACAAAAUAUCUUUUCUUCAUCUCAAUGUGGUACUCAAAACAAAACCUAAAACCUAUAAACAU